This is a messenger RNA of Quercus lobata, 558 nucleotides long. RefSeq lists its product as uncharacterized. Bases 1 to 558 code for a protein of 185 amino acids. NCBI's taxonomy places the organism in Eukaryota, Viridiplantae, Streptophyta, Magnoliopsida, Fagales, Fagaceae. The record is from RefSeq and is a predicted model, not a curated record. The transcript has a single exon.
AUGGCUGUUCACUCCAAAGAUGAGGCCUUGAUGUGUAAGGUCUUUCCAUCUAGCUUGGGCCCGGUGGCAAUGAGGUGGUUCAACGGUUUGAGGGGGAAUUUUAUCGAUUCCUUCAAAAAACUCACCCGAGCUUUUGGUGCUCGAUUUAUUACUUGUAGUAGGAUUCCUCGGCCUUUGGGGUCCUUAUUGUUUAUGUCCAUGCGGGAGGGUGAGACUCUGAAGGAUUAUUCAGAUAGAUACUUGGAGAUGUUUAAUGAAAUAGAAGGAAAGUACGAUGAUGUGGCAAUUAGCACUUUCAAGGCUGAUCAUCCAGCCGAGCAUGAUUUGAGGAAAUCUCUAACUGGUAAACCUAUUACUAGUGUACGUCAAUUGAUGGAUCGGAUUGACAAGUACACAAAAGUAGAAGAAGACCAACUACAGGGGAAAAGAAAGGCUGAGGUGAUCUCUCAAGAGAGAAGGGAUUUCAGGUCGAACCGGUACAAUAAUAACCGACCUCGGAAAGACUUUGUAGGGCAGUCAGGAUCUUCCAACACCCAGGCGGUUAACGCUGUGUUUUGA